This is a messenger RNA of Amorphotheca resinae ATCC 22711, 459 nucleotides long. Its product is annotated as glycosyltransferase family 1 protein. Gene Ontology annotation, molecular function: hexosyltransferase activity. The record is from RefSeq and is a predicted model, not a curated record. Gene Ontology annotation, biological process: dolichol-linked oligosaccharide biosynthetic process. Lineage: Eukaryota; Fungi; Ascomycota; Leotiomycetes; Helotiales; Amorphothecaceae. Bases 1 to 459 code for a protein of 152 amino acids. Gene Ontology annotation, cellular component: extrinsic component of endoplasmic reticulum membrane; UDP-N-acetylglucosamine transferase complex. The transcript is spliced from 2 exons.
AUGAAGAAUGGAGCUGAAGAGAAGAAACUCUCCCGCGAGUGCCUUAUUAGCACCGGCGCCACCGCCCCCUUCCCAGCUCUGAUCGCGGCUGUUCUGGGGGAAGACUGCAUACAGCAGUUCGCCGACCUCGGGUAUACGAAACUCGUGUUCCAAGCCGGAGAUGCGCUGAGAUACCUGUACGAGAUCAAGCCGGAGAAGACUCUGGGCGUGGAAAUUGAGGCCUUCGAUUUCAAUCGGGAGGGUCUCACUAAGCAGAUGAAGGCUUGCAUUGGACGGGCUGGAAAGUCGAAGGAAGGCCUCGUGAUCUGUCAUGCUGGCGCGGGCACCAUCUUGGAUGCUAUGCGGAUGGGAUUGCCAAUUAUCGUCGUUCCAAACCCCACACUUCUUGACAACCAUCAGGAAGAGCUCGCCCAGGAACUCCAGAGACAGGGCUAUGUUCUGAAAUCGGACGUCAAGUGA